GCUCGAAAGGAAACUCCAUUAUAUUUUGCACGGAAUCUGCAAGAAAAAAAAGCAACUGUGAAAUAGGGAUUAAAUGGUGCAUCGGGUUAACUGAAUUCUGCCUAAGUAUAAAGCGGUUUGACGGAACAUAUUUAGGUGAUUUGGUUGGAUAAUUUGCUUCUCGAUCGGACAUACUUGAGACAUCUUGGGACACUCCAGAAUCAACGAUUAUCGCUCCCGGUUGCUGUUCAAAAAGUGGACGCUUGAUUCGGGACAAGGUGGACUGACAGCUUUGGGGACAGGCCUUGCUGGGCGUCACAGCGAAUUUUGGCCGUCUACGUGCUUCUAUCCAACACCAUGUCCUGCAAACGGUGGAUUCCUUAGCCAGAACACGUCUUGGCUUUUCAAAGAUGACAAGGUGCUGGAAGGCAGUAGCUUCAAAAUGAUGGGAGGCAGUGAGAGUGGCAAUGGGGACAAGGAUGGGCUCCACGUUCUGGCUAUACAUGUCCCCAUUGGCUGGCAAAGGAGAGUGGAGGAGGGGAUUGUGGUGUAUGUCAGCCCCAGUGGUACCCUGCUGUCCUCCAUGGAGGAGGUGAGAGCCUACCUGCUGACAGACGGCACCUGCAAAUGUGGCCUGGAGUGUCCUCUGGUCAUCAACAAGGUGUUCAACUUCAGCCUGGAUGUCAGGGUUCAGCCCCACAGCCAGCCACUGGGGAAGGCGGAGCAGGAUAUGACAAAACUCUGUAACCAUCGCAGGAAAGUGGUUGCCAUGGCAGCGCUGUGUCGCAGCAUGCAGGCCUCCCAGCUGCCCUUCGUCACCCAUUACCAAGAGGCCACUAGUGGUGUAGGGGAGAACAGAGACCCAAAGAGGAUAAGGGUGGACAGAGAAGGAGAGGACCACGGCACUUACCCUUCCAAACACCCCCUGUUGUCCCCCAGGCCCAAUAACAACCUGAACCCCGCCCCUGGUGCCGGCCCUAUAAGUUCCGCCCAACUCAUGUACUCUUACAAUGGUUCCUCCCCUCUCUCCCACUCUAGCACUAACUCUCAUCAUCUUCUCGAUACACUAAGGAGACUGCCCCCUCCCGUCUCCCUCCCUCCCCCUUCCUCCACCUCCUCUUCUUUCCCGGGCUACAGUACCCCCCACAGGUCACCCAGGGCUCCCACCCCGCUCAACCUCAAUCAAGGUCAAAGGUCAGAGACGCCCGGCUCGCCUCGACUGGGACCUCUUUCCCCCCCUCCCCCCUCCUCCCCGGGGACUCAGGGGGCAGCCAGAGGAGGGCAGUCCCUUCACCCCCAGUGUGUCGUCAUGACCUCCCCCCUCUCGCCCUCCCCGUCUCCCGCCGUCAACUUGAAGUCCGCCUCUCCUCUCCAGCGCUCCCGUCACCUCUCCGCCUCCGCUGCUCUCUCUGAGCAGGGAGGAGCCGGGGGAGGAGCCGGAGGUGGAGGCUACCCCCCGCGGAGGAAGUCCACCUCCUCCUCUCCCCUGUCUCCCGGCCUCCACUAUCCCAAGCACAAGCUGGAGGACAUCCUAGAGCAGUUGAAGAACUCAGGCAACGCGAGCACUAAUAAUCACAUCCUCCACUUGAGCCCUCUGACCAACCAAAGCAACCCUCACAUCCUCUCCCUGGCCCUGGAGAGAGGCAGUCGACCUGGGAAGGCCCCUGGCGCUCUGGCAGGGCCGGUCCUCGGCCUCGGUGCUGCCGGCCCCUCGGGCCUACCCAUGGGAGCUUUCCUCCACCACCAGAGACAGCCCCACCCUGCCUCCUUCCCUGCCAGCAGCCUGCUCUCGGCAGCGGCCAAGGCCCAGCUGGCCAGCCAGAUGACCCAGAGUCUGGGCCAGGCUCCAGGUAGCUCGGCCCCUUCUCUGGAGGUCUCGAAGGAAUCCCAGCAGCAGCAGCAGCAGGCGUUGAAGGUAACAAACAGCACUUUACACAACAGCCAUCACCCCUCCAUCACUACCAGGCCUCCUCUUCCUCACCCUGCCGCCACCCUGCCCCCCUCCCAGACCCUGAUGCCCCCCUCCCCCGGCGAGCGCUCCUCCCACAGGAAGCGUCAGCGGCGCUCCCCCACCGUGCUCAGCAUGCUGAGGGACGGCCAGCUGCCCCCCAACGGCCCCUCCAGGCCCCCUCCCUCCGGAGCCGGAGACGCCCUCAACCUCUCGUCCUCCUCCUGUUCGGCCUUGCACUCUCAGCCCUCGUCUACCUCAGUCCUGUCCAACUCUGCCAGCAGCAGACCCAUGGAGAGCCUCCUCCACCAGCCCCCCAGGCUCCCAGCCAGGCUGCCCACCCCCCUCAACUCCCUCAUGGGCCUCCAGAGGCAGCCUGAGGCCCUGGACUUCACGACGGCCAUGGCGGGGAUACCAGACCCUCCAACCCAGCCUUUGUCGGCCCUGCUCCACCUGCUGAGUGUCCAGAAUGCCCAGGCCCAGAGCCAGGCAGCCGGAGGGGGCAGCAGCGUCAGGCAAAGCCCCAGGCGGUCGCCUUCCUCUCCGUCAACCGUCAGACCCCCGUCACGUUCCACCCAGUCGCCCUGCCGGCCCAACAGCGCCCCCAGCCCGGCCCAGCCCCUGUCCCCCUCUCUGAGGGCCAGGCAUGCUGGGGGAGGCGGGCCGCAGUCUCCCUUGAGGUCUCCCCCCAGGACCAGUCCGCUGCACAAACUCUCCCCGUCCACAGCACCUCCGCACUCCCAGCAUUACCACCACCACCGCAGCCCCUCAUCCUCCCGCCUGUCCCCCGACAAGCUCCACCACCUCAGCCCCCUGGACUCCUCCUGCCACGACCUGUCCCAGGUCAGCGCGGCGGCAGACGUGACAGGACCCGAGGGACCUCUCCCCUCCAGCAACAGCACGACGCUUCGCCCCUCGCCCUCCCCGUCUCCCAAGCCUCUGGACCUCAGCACCCCUGUUUUGGCCUUGCUAGCGGCAUCCUCCACUCUACCUCCGGGGGAGGGGGGUCCGGACCAAACCACGAGCCCUCCUGUCAGCCACGGCACCGCAGGGUCAGAGGAGCCUCCGGGUGGCGACCACCAGGGCUCCACAGACACCAGACCCCAUGGCACUCCCGGCCCCAGCUCUUGCCUCUCUGUCCUGGGCGUGGACUCCCCCGGUCCCCUGCCCCUGGCGGAGGCCUUCCCGUUCAUGUCCCAGGAGCAGCUCCUCCAGCUGCUGUCUUCCACUGGAGGACUCCCGUCCUUGCUGGACCCCUCGCUCCUGGCCUCCCUGCACCUGGGGGGCCUGUGGCUGGGGGCACAGCAAGGCGGAGCCUCCACCCACGGAGCGGACCCUCCUCCACCUCCAGACCAGCACCUCCUGCUGCCCCACGAGACCCAGCAACAGCACCAGGAGCAGCAGCAACACAAACAGCAGCAGCAGCUGACGGCUCCGAUCAACCACAGCUCUCUGUUCCCUCUGCUGCCCUCCCUCGUGGGCGCCCAGGGCGAACUGCCCCUUAGCCUCCUGGCGCUGCUCAACCCCCUGCCCCCCCCGCCGGCCUCCACGUCAUCCCCCGGGCAGGAGAGCGAUCUGGGGCUGGGGGACAAACCCGGGCUCCACGCUCUGCUCAUGGCCUCCUUGCUGCUGGGACAACAGCAGGCCAUGCUGCCUCUGUCUGGACUGGGCCAACUCAGCCUGGACCUCCAGCCUGUCCAGCAGCACACGCUGGAGGGCCUCUCCCUGGAGAAGGGCUCUCAUCUCCUGGACCCGGCAUCCCUCCCCGGCCCCGGGCUCCUGGAGGUGCUCCAGGGGCUGCUCCCCCCGCCGGCCGAGGGUCCACUCCAGGCCCUGCACUCCCUCCUCCUCCCCACCACCCUGCCUCCUCCCCCCGCCACCUUCCUGCCCCUCAGCCCUGCCCUGCUAACAGCUGCCCUGGGCUCCGCUGAGCUCCCACCAUCUCCUGCCCCCCAGCUCCCACCCACCCAGACUCCCCAGCAAACCCCUCCUCAGGUGACCUCUCUCGGCCCCGCCCACCUCUCGGGUCGUCCCUCCACCCCUGAGGGGGUGGACACCCUGAUCCCCCUCUCGCUCCAGACCAAGGACAACCCCCUCCUCCAGCAGCUGCUGCCCACCUUGCUCAACCCAACCGUCCUAGGAGACCUGUCUGCUCUGAGCAGCCUCCACAGCCUUCUGAGUCUAGGGGCCGGUCCUCUCCUCCUGCCCCAAGUUCAGGCCUCUGCCCUGGGCAUGCCUCUGCUCCAGACCCCCGAUGGAGCUAUCAACCUCCUCAACAACAUCCAGCUCAACAUUGCACCGCCCUCAGAGCCAGAGAAGCCAAUCCCCAUGCAGGAAACAGUCAGCCCCGCCCCACAGGAGGGCAUCCAGGCCCAUCAGCCGGCCCCUGAGGCGGCGCCCUGCUCCACCAACCUCCCUGCCCCUGUGGCCCAGCGAGGGGAGGGGCCAGCGAACGGGGGUGGCGUCCUAAACCCCUACGCCUCCUUCAUGGACACCAUCUACACCUCGUUCCUCCAGGUCAGCGCCAAGGAGCAGGAGGAGGCCCAGGCCCCCGCCGCCACCUCCGAGCCUGCCCUCUGUGCCUUACCCCCGUCCACCCCCUCCGCCGCCCUCCCCCCGUCCAGCGGCCCGGCCUCGCUGAGCCCCCGGCGGGCCUGCUCCCUGCGCAAUCCCGACCUCUCCAGGCUGACCAUGGAGGCCGGCGCCCACUCCCCCGCCCAGGGCACGCCCAAGCCCAGCGACGACGGCUGCUCCUCGCCGCCCCGGAGCCAGCGCGCCCACCCCGACCCCCCCCUGCCGCCCAGCUACCUGGAGGAGGCCAAGACGGAGGCGGGGUGUGUCUACGGGGAGGGAGGGCCCGAGAGGCAGGGGGACCUGCCGCUGGCCGGGCGCUACCUGAGCCCCAAAGACGGCUGCCCCCAGGAGGAGAUGGGCGGGCGGCAGCACACGCAGCAGGGGAGGGACCAGAGUGCUCCAGCAGGGGGCGCCAGGAGAGGAAGGAAGAGGAAACAAACGCUACACAACGUUCUGGAAGACUUCAGAGACAUGGACCCUGCAGGCCUGGAGGAAGCCAAGCCAACAGCGGUGCUGUUGAAGCCCGAAAGAUCCGUCAGGGGCCGGAGGAGGAGGGGCGCCAGAUCUCAGAGGCAGUGAUUGGACCAAGUUGCCCCCCAACUGUCACCAGUCAACCAAUCAUCGAGUUUAAAGUCCUCUUUUAUCCCCCGCCCACCUCUGUCAUUUCCCCCGUCCUGCCAUCGAGGCUCCUCCCACACUCCUUAUCAACUGCACUAAUAGAAACCUAAGUCACUACAGUCAGGUCAGCCUCUGAGCUCCGGAGGAAGCUAGCUGAGGAUGCAUAGGAAGUCCCACAGAUGCUUUGCUUAGCUCACAUCUCUGGAGAAUCUAAAACACGAGAUGCUUGGCCUUGUGAGGAUGAGAUGGUGUAUGAAUUACGUCAACGAGAAAAUGUGUACUAUUCUUAAGUGUGUUCACGAUGGGUGGGGGGGGGGGUAAGCGCAUCUACUUGAAAGACUGAUGUGUCCUCUCUGUUGAGGUGUGUGUGUGUGUGUGUGUGGGCGAUGUGCGUGUGUAUGAGUGUGUUUAUGAUCUGUGUGCUUCAAGAGCGCGUUUGACACCAAAUUGGGGUCAAAUACAAACCUCGGACACUAGAAAUACUUGAGACCAUGCUUGAUUUCUCACCUUGUUAGCAUUUACAGGACUGUUCCCUGGGUUCUUCCAGGCCUGAGAGACUCAAUUGAGCCCACCUCUAGUGUCUGGUCCAUCUGUUGUAGGCUGCUGGUCCCAGGUGUGUCAGUCACCUGCUGUUGCUGAGCCCUCUCACUGUGCCACCACGGCCGUCCUGCACCCAGAGACCCUGCAGCUGUGCCGCUUCUCUCUCACACACACGCACACACACACACACACACACACACACUGCUAUUGUGUCGUAACCAUGGUCACUCUGUGGUUCUGAGUUCAGGGAUCCCCUGUGUUUCAACCUCACUAAUUCCCCCCCCCCCACACACACACACACACACACUGUUGUCUAAGUGACUGUCACUAUAUAAUAGAAACUUACAGCUAUCUCACAGUAGCUCCCUCCUGGGAGAACAGUAUGGGGUCACUGUUGGACUGUGAACAAUGUGAAAGCUAUGAAGCUCCCCUUAUCUAGGGUGGAAGCAGGGAAAGGGGGCGUGGCAGGGACACACACACCCAUGUUGGCGUGCGUCAUGGUUAGUUAGCGUCAUUUCAGAUAGGUCCUGCCAUACGGGCAUGUUUGAGGAGUAGAGAAAGUGUGUUGACAAAGACCUGUGUGGGUUUGUAACUGUUUGUUAUUGUGGACUAGAGUCGUUCUCUGUCUCUCCUUCUGAUGGUAGUGCUCAGUCUUUUCACUCACACUGCCGGCCCGAUCGACCUGGCACUCACUGUAUUUAAAUAAAAUGAAAAGCAGAUUAUGCAAUUUCUACACUUGGAGAUGUGUACAUAUGUACAGUUAAUGUGUGUUUUAUUUUGAUUUUAUAUUGUUAGAGCGACAAAAAAAGAAAAAAGAAUUGUGAAUUUUCUGGGAAUUGUAAUUAAGUAUUUUCUCAUUCUACACUUGCUUUCAAUACUUAUGUUAAAAAGACGAAAAUUAAAUUGUGGACUGUAGCUUUCUUUUUUAUAUGGGAGUCUUUUUUAUUUAAUAUUAAACUAUUUACAGAA
Molecule: messenger RNA, 6628 nt
Organism: Hypomesus transpacificus
Lineage: Eukaryota; Metazoa; Chordata; Actinopteri; Osmeriformes; Osmeridae
Gene: mbd6
Product: methyl-CpG binding domain protein 6
Exons: 13
Coding region: 422-5080 (1552 amino acids)
Cellular component (GO): chromocenter; nucleus
Molecular function (GO): chromatin binding; DNA binding
Source: RefSeq, a predicted model, not a curated record